AUGGAUAUUCAGAGACUGCCACUGAGAGAUUUGUCAAACAUAAGGUUUUAUAAACAACCAGUAUUACACAAUAAUAAUGAGAAGUUUCAUUUUCAUCUAGAUACGUUGUCAUCUAUUACAACGUUGAUUGGUGAUACUCAUUUUCAAGGUAACUCGAAAGAUUCUGUAUUGCCAACGGAUGUUAAAUUGCAUAACACUACACAAACUUCAAAUAUCUUUAACGAUCACAGUUCUAAUGAGACCUCUAAAAGGACUAGUGAAUUAAAACACACUGACGACAUAUGCAAUAGAUUAAAGAUCAGAUUGCAAUUUGCAUUUUAUAAGUAUCAAACAAAUCAAAUUGAUAAAAAAUUUACAGACAUAAAGAAAAGCUUAGCAAACACUUCAGCAACUUAUCCAGAUGACUGCGAUUUCCAACUAUUGAUAGAGACCCCAAGUAAAAAAAGAAAUCAUGAUAAUAUGGGUAAAAUUUCGAAGAAAAAACAUAAUGGAAAAAGAAAGUUGAUGAUGUCUAGUGGAAAUUUUUUUAUAUCACAUGGAAAGAAGGAUACCCAAGGUUCUACUAUAGAAAAACACCAUUCCAAAUACUCGAGUCAACCAAAUGAUUCAUCCAUAAAUUCAAUUGCGUCCGAUAAUGACACAAAGGAUUGUAAAAAUAUCACAGGUGACACGACUAUUUUCACAACACCGUCAUCAAAAACUCAUACUUUCCCAAAUAAUAACGUCUCAUCUUCUUCUGUCAAAAACAAGCAAGAAACCCCGAUGAGUGUCAAAGCUGCAAAAUCAUUGAUAUCAUUGUUUACAAGCAAUAGAAACUAG
Molecule: messenger RNA, 819 nt
Organism: Tetrapisispora phaffii CBS 4417
Lineage: Eukaryota; Fungi; Ascomycota; Saccharomycetes; Saccharomycetales; Saccharomycetaceae
Gene: NRM1
Product: Nrm1p
Exons: 1
Coding region: 1-819 (272 amino acids)
Source: RefSeq, a predicted model, not a curated record